Molecule: messenger RNA, 3221 nt
Organism: Magnolia sinica
Lineage: Eukaryota; Viridiplantae; Streptophyta; Magnoliopsida; Magnoliales; Magnoliaceae
Product: kinesin-like protein NACK1
Exons: 15
Coding region: 189-3068 (959 amino acids)
Biological process (GO): microtubule-based movement
Molecular function (GO): ATP binding; microtubule binding; microtubule motor activity
Source: RefSeq, a predicted model, not a curated record
UCUCUGUCCCUGUAACGCUCCUCUCUCUCUCUCUCUCUCUCUCUCUCUCUCUCUCUCUCUCUCUGUAAUAAACCCAUCUUCCUCGCACUGCAAGAACCCUCUUCCAUUGCAAGAAUUCCUACUUCUCAGCUUCGCCAUUUCUAAUUUUUUUCUAGGACUUGGAUCAGUUGUAUAUAUAACUUACAAGAAUGGCUGUUGGAGCUCCAAGUACCCCUGCUUCAAAGAUGGAUGGUAGCAGGACACCAGCAUCUACCCCUGGCGGGUUCAAGUCCAAAGCUCGCGAGGAGAAGAUUUUUGUCACUGUCCGCGUAAGGCCUCUGAGUAGGAAAGAACAGAUAGUGAAGGACCAAGUCGCAUGGGAAUGUGCUGACGAUCACACCAUCCUGUUUAAAGAGUCCCAGGAGCGCUCAAGUGCUCCGACCUCUUAUACUUUUGAUAGAGUGUUCGGGCCAGCGUGUUUGACUGAGAAAGUGUAUGCUGAAGGAGCAAAAGACGUCGCGCUAUCAGCACUGAAGGGCAUCAAUGCGACUAUCUUUGCUUAUGGUCAGACAAGCAGUGGAAAAACUUACACGAUGAGGGGAAUCACAGAAUGUGCUAUAAAUGAUAUAUAUCAAUAUAUAUGCAAUACUCCACAGAGAGAUUUUACUAUAAAGAUAUCUGCAUUGGAGAUAUACAAUGAGAUAGUUCGGGACCUACUACAUCCAGACUCUGGCCCACUUCGGCUCUUGGACGACCCAGAGAAAGGGACGGUGGUAGAAAAGCUGGUCGAACAAACUGCCAACAACAGCCGUCAUUUGCAGGAAUUGAUUAGCAUGUGUGAAGCACAAAGGCAGGUGGGUGAAACUGCCCUGAAUGAUGUGAGCUCCAGGUCACAUCAAAUCAUAAGGCUGACCAUAGAAAGUAGCCUACGUGAAAAUUCAGGGUGUGUAAAGUCCUUUGUUGCGAACCUUAACCUCGUGGAUCUUGCGGGAAGUGAAAGAGCAUCCCAGACGCAUGCAGACGGGGCGAGGCUCAAGGAAGGUUCACACAUUAAUAAGAGUUUGCUGACUCUAACGACAGUGAUCAGAAAGCUCAGUGUCGGGAAAAGAAGCGAACAUAUACCCUACCGAGAUUCGAAGCUCACACGUAUAUUGCAGCUCUCGCUUGGUGGGAAUUCUCGGACUGCCAUCAUCUGUACAAUGAGCCCAGCACUGAGGCAUGUUGAACAGUCGCGGAACACUCUCUCCUUUGCAACCCGAGCCAAGGAAGUCACAAACAGCGCCCAUGUGAACAUGGUUGUUUCGGACAAGCAAUUGGUGAAACAUCUACAGAAGGAAGUAGCCAGGCUUGAAGCAGAACUACGAACACCAGAACCAUCUUCAUGUACGGAAGCUUUGUUGAUAGAAAAAGACAUGAAGAUUCAGAAGUUGGAAACGGAAGUAGAACAGCUAAGGCGACAACUUGAAAUGCAGAGGAAAGCACAUGAGGAGCAGCCAGGAUUGAACCCGUUCGACUCACCUCGUCCUGUAGCCAAAUGCCUCUCGUUUUCCGGUCUAUCAUCUCCAAACAAUGAUAUCAAAGGGCUCGUCCGGGGUGACAAAGCUCGUAAAACGAUGGGAAGGCAGACCUUGAGGCAAUCGGCUGCUGCUCCAUUCACGCUUGUGCAUGAAAUCCGCAAGCUUGAGCAGCUGCAAGAGCAGCUUGGUGAAGAAGCGAACCGAGCUCUUGAAGUGCUACAGAAAGAAGUCGCGUGCCAUAGGCUAGGAAACCAAGAUGCAGCUGAGACCAUUGCAAAACUGCAGGCUGAAAUUAGAGAAAUGCGGACGGUUAAGUCCUUAACAAAGAGUGUCAAUGGCAUUGGGGAGAUGGGUAUCAACCAGAGCGUUAGCGCAAACCUCAAGGAAGAGAUCACAAGACUUCAUUCGCAAGGAAACACCAUCGCCAAUCUCGAAGAACAGCUUGAGAGCGUCCAAAAGUCAAUAGAUAAGCUUGUAAUGUCACUCCCAAGCAAUAACCAAUUAAACGAGCCGACACCCAAAUCACAUAAUCAAUUGAAGAAGAAGAAAGUACUUCCGUUGGCUUUGAGUAAUAAUGGCAACAUGAAUCUUAUAAGGUAUCCAUGCUCUCCUCUCUCGUCAUCUAGGCAGGUUUUGGAGUGUGAAACUGAGAACAAGGCUCCAGAGAGCGACGACAUUGUGUUGGCGGAGACGUUGAAUGGUUCCGAGAAAGCAACGCCAACCAAGAGCGAAGAUGGUGGGGAUGUGUCAUCGAGGGAGAGCACGCCGUGCUACAAGCGUUCGAGCUCUGUCAACAUGCGGAAAAUGCAGAAGAUGUUUCAAAAUGCAGCUGAAGAGAAUGUUCGUAGCAUUCGGGCAUACGUUACUGAACUGAAAGAGCGGGUCGCAAAGCUGCAGUACCAGAAGCAGCUCCUUGUUUGCCAGGUGCUGGAAUUAGAAGCCAAUGAAGGCGCAGGAUGCGAGAUGGAGGGCGACGAGGAUGCAUCUGAGCUACAGAAAUCACCAGCAUCGUGGCACUGCAUGUUCAUGGAACAAAGGCAGCAGAUCAUUCAGUUGUGGGACGUUUGUUAUGUGUCCAUCGUACACAGAACACAGUUCUACAUGCUAUUCAAGGGUGACCCAGCUGAUCAGAUCUAUAUGGAAGUGGAACUUCGGCGCUUGACUUGGUUGCAGCAGCACCUGGCAGAGCUCGGAAAUGCCAGCCCAGUCCACUUCGGAGAUGAGCCCACAGUUUCAUUAUCAUCAAGUAAGCGAGCGCUGAAGCAUGAGAGGGAUUUCCUUGCAAAGCGGAUGAACUCAAGGUUGACGGAAGAGGAGCGAGAACUCUUAUACAUCAAAUGGGAUGUCCCACUUGAUGCAAAGCAGCGGAAGCUGCAGCUUGUAAGCAAGUUGUGGACGGAUCCUAACGAUGCAGAGCAUAUCAAGGACAGUGCAGAGAUCGUAGCCCGGUUGGUUGGUUUUGGUGAAGGUGGGAAUGCGAAGGAGAUGUUUGAGCUGAACUAUGCGAUCCCAGCAGGCAGGAAGCCGUGGCUUCUUGGGUGGAAUCCGAUUUCGAACCUUCUACAUCUGUAAGAAGAAGAUCUUUGUACAUAAAUGAACCAUAUGGGAGUCCAUGUUUGUGAUCAUCGCUUCUGUUUGCAUCUGUAAGAAGAUCUUUGUUUUUUUUUAAUUUUUGAUAUUCUCCUGUUGUUCUUUAAUGAAUAAUUCAAUUCAUUAUCUUCUUCA